UCUCUGGUCUUCCGGCACACACUCUAUAAUUCCCUUCGUACUAUAUAAUGCCUCAACCUCCCUCCGAAAACCCUAAUCUCCUAACCAGUGACCUGAGCUAGAGCAAGAGCAUUUCUGCUACAUCUUCGAGGCCUCUUCGCCGUUCAAUAGACGAUGAAGUUCAACAUCGCAAAUCCGACGACUGGGUGCCAGAAGAAGCUUGAAAUUGACGAUGACCAGAAACUCCGGGCUUUCUUUGACAAGAGGAUCUCACAGGAGGUCAGUGGGGAUGCACUGGGAGAGGAGUUCAAAGGCUAUGUAUUCAAGAUCAUGGGAGGCUGUGACAAGCAAGGUUUUCCAAUGAAGCAGGGAGUCCUGACUCCAGGUCGUGUUCGUCUUUUGCUACAUCGAGGCACUCCAUGCUUCCGGGGAUAUGGUAGGCGAAAUGGAGAGCGCCGAAGGAAAUCUGUUCGUGGGUGCAUUGUUAGCCCUGAUCUCUCAGUUUUGAACUUGGUCAUUGUGAAGAAGGGUGAGAAUGAUUUACCUGGACUGACUGAUAUUGAGAAACCAAGGAUGAGAGGUCCAAAGAGGGCAUCGAAGAUCCGGAAACUAUUUAACCUCUCCAAGGAGGAUGAUGUUAGGAAGUAUGUGAACACCUAUCGCCGUACCUUCACAACCAAAUCUGAGAAGAAGGUCAGCAAAGCUCCUAAAAUACAAAGGCUGGUGACUCCCUUGACUCUGCAGAGGAAGCGUGCUAGAAUAUCUGACAAGAAGAAGAGGAUUGCGAAGGCCAAGGCUGAGGCAGCUGAUUACCAGAAGCUUCUUGCCACCAGGUUGAAGGAGCAACGGGAACGGCGCAGUGAGAGCUUGGCAAAGAAGAGAUCCAGACUCUCUGCGGCUUCUAAGCCAUCUGUCAUUGCUUAGGUCUCUGGGAUAUAGUCCUUGUUUGUGGAUUUUUCAUGGAGUAAUUGCUUGGUAGCAUUAUGGGAUGAGUUGAGGUAAUUUUGACUGUUAUUGAGAUGAGACUAGUUCAUUUGACUGCCUACUGAGUACUUCUGUUCUGCUUAUAAGAUUUUGAGAUUUUUUUGUUUUGAUGAGAUCGAAUGUGGAUCUGUUACUUCAUUUGGCAUAUCUUUGGGCAAUAUUUGUUGAUUGAGUUAUUAGAUUCCGUC
Ilex paraguariensis (yerba mate) is the source of this 1151-nucleotide messenger RNA. The record is from the annotation of a GenBank genome assembly. NCBI's taxonomy places the organism in Eukaryota, Viridiplantae, Streptophyta, Magnoliopsida, Aquifoliales, Aquifoliaceae.